AUGGAUAAGGAAAAUGUCGGGGUUUUGACCCCCAGAAAUCGCAUCAUCUCGGAAACUACCGGACUCGUCAAGCUCCAACUCUCUCCACUGAGAAAUGCGCCCCAGGUGUCUCCAGCCAGAUCUAAGGGCUUAAAGGUUAGUGUGCCCAUAGUUGAACAGUCCAAAGAGCCUGCGGCUCCCACUAAGAGCGACCUUCUAGCGAAAUAUGCCUCGAAACAGGCAAAGUUGAUGGAGUUGGAGAAGCAGGCCGAGGUUCUUCGCUUCGAGCUCAUGGAGCUCCAGGCUCAACUUCAUCUGGAGAUUAAUAAGGAUCGUCCUUUGGAAACUAUCAAGACUCGUGCUAAUGAGGAGGUCAACAUGUUGAAAAAGAAGGUGAGCACGAUAUUCCUGGCCAAUUGGCCCAACAUAAGUCCUGAGACCAACGAGAACGAUAAGGUGGAGAUUGAAGCUUCAGAAAUAGGUGCAAAUGGGUCUUCACAUCAGUCUCCGCAUCGGUCACCAUAUCGUUCUCCAGAGAGAUCCUUAAAUAUGUCUUCAAAUGGAUCUCCAGAGAAGACUCCUCAUAGAUCUGGUGGUUUGUUUCCACCUCCAGAAUUGACCAAGAAGGCUUCGUCCAUGUUUUCCGCGAACCAGCAGUUCAUGAAGAAGAAAGCCUCAACUAUUUUUAAUAACCAGGAAACCAUGAAGAAGGCAUCAACUAUUUUCUCGAAUAACCAGGAAUUGGUCAAGAAGAAGGCUUCCACCAUGUUCAACAAUAAGUUCCUUUCAGAAGUGCGUGAUCGCAUGGACCAGCAACAGGCAGAGCUUGACAAAAUUGCAAAAAAGGGUUCUGAUUUUGCCAAGGACUUCUUCACAUCCUUGUCACCUAAGAAGGAGAAGGUUGCUGUGGGUGUAGAUUCUUCUUUUGUGUUUGAAAAUGUAGAGAACACUUCGAUGGACCAUGACAAUGAUAUUCUCACCCACUCUAUUCUAUUGAGUGAAGAUGAUACCGUGGAGCAGGUGGAUAUCGAUGACUACAGCAGCUCAGAGGAAUAG
Messenger RNA from Sungouiella intermedia, 1035 nucleotides. NCBI's taxonomy places the organism in Eukaryota, Fungi, Ascomycota, Pichiomycetes, Serinales, Metschnikowiaceae. The record is from the annotation of a GenBank genome assembly.